AUGUCAUCCUUAGCUUUAGCAUAUAACGUCAUAAUUACGAUAUUAUACUGUGCUUCUCCUUCAAUACGCAGGCGGUCAAGAAGAGAGAAAAACGUACCAAAGGACGAGAAAGGAGAACUAAACAAAGAUGGUGAUAAGGAAGGUAACAAGGAUUUCAAGCGCAAAAAAGGAAAAUCUAAAGAACUGGGUGAUAAUGUUGAAAAACCAGCCGAGUCUUCUGAAUUGCAGGACGGUCACGAGCAGGUCAAACCAAGUGAAGCAAACGUAAAGAAACCGACCCAGUCCGUUGACUUGCAAGAAAAUCGUGAGCAGCUUAAGCCAAGCGAAGCAAAGAUGAAGAAAUUGGCUUCGGCUUCUGAUGUUAAAGAAAGUCGUGAACAGAGUAAAAUUUUGAAGUUUCAAAGAAAAGUGCAGAUACAAUACAAUACAGAUAAAAAAUACAAUUUGCAGCGAAGUUCGAAGUCACCAGGGCAGAGAAAGAACGCAGGUGAACAGGAAGGUGCUGAGACAGAUGAAAUACCAGCAAAGGGGUCCAAAGAUAAGCAAGAUUUGAGGUCACCAAAGCAAAGAAAGAACGCAGAUGAACAGGAAGGUGCUGAAACAGACGAGAAGCCGGCCAAAGCUUCUAAAGAUAAAGAAGGCAAAGUUGCCAAAAGUGCUAAAGUUGAGGCGGACGAUGUGAAUUUGAGAACAGCACGUGGCAGAGUGAGCUCUCCACAAGACUAA
Messenger RNA from Cylicostephanus goldi, 726 nucleotides. The record is from the annotation of a GenBank genome assembly. Lineage: Eukaryota; Metazoa; Nematoda; Chromadorea; Rhabditida; Strongylidae.